AAUUGAAAUUGGGAUUGGCGUCGCUGAUCAUCUUCAUCAGCAAUCAGUAGCAACCACAUGCGAAUAGUUUGGUGGAUAUAAUUUUGUUGGCAUUUGAAGUUUAGAAACUGCCAUUUACCUGUAAUUUUUAAAGAAAAGUAACAAAAAUAUCGUAAAAUGUCGACAGUAGCUAGUCCUCUAGUUGUUGGUGGUAUUCGACAGUCCGGAGCUCCUGUAAGAACACAAAAUGUUAUGGCUGCAUGUGCAAUUGCUAAUAUAGUGAAGAGUUCUUUGGGUCCAGUUGGUUUGGAUAAAAUGCUUGUAGAUGACAUUGGGGAUGUUACUGUUACCAAUGAUGGAGCAACUAUUUUACGCUUGUUAGAAGUUGAACAUCCAGCUGCAAGGGUUUUGGUAGAAUUAGCCCAAUUACAAGAUGAAGAAGUUGGAGAUGGAACUACAUCAGUAGUAAUAGUUGCAGCAGAACUACUAAAAAAUGCUGAUGAACUUGUAAAACAGAAGAUUCAUCCAACAUCUGUAAUUAGUGGAUACAGACUUGCUUGCAAGGAAGCUUGUAAAUAUAUUCAAGAACAUUUAACUGUCAAUGUAGAUGAGCUUGGGAGAGAUUGUUUAGUUAAUGUAGCAAAAACUUCUAUGUCCAGCAAGAUCAUUGGAGCUGAUGCUGAUUUCUUUGGAAACAUGGUUGUUGAUGCUGCAAAUGCAGUAAAAGUUAGUGAUGGAAAAGGAGGAUUUUUAUAUCCUGUGAAAGCAGUCAAUGUUUUAAAAGCUCAUGGAAAAAGUGUUAGAGAGUCUGUGAUAGUGCAGGGUUAUGCACUAAAUUGCACUGUAGCUUCUCAGGCAAUGACUAAAAGAAUAGUUAAUGCAAAAAUUGCAUGUUUAGAUUUCUCUUUGCAGAAGACAAAAAUGAAAUUAGGCGUUGAAGUAUUGAUUACAGAUCCUGAAAAACUAGAAGCAGUGCGACAACGCGAAGCAGAUAUUACAAAAGAACGUAUUCAAAAGAUUCUUGCAGUGGGUACAAAUGUCAUUCUCGUAUCUGGGGGAAUCGACGAUCUUUGUUUAAAGUAUUUUAUAGAAGCUAAAGCAAUGGCAGUUCGUAGAUGUAAAAAAGCAGAUUUGAAAAGGAUUGCAAAAGCUACAGGCGCCCAAUUUCUGACUUCCUUAACUAAUAUGGAAGGAGAAGAAAGUUUUGAUUCUAGUUUUCUUGGAGAAGCCGCUGAAGUAAUACAAGAAAUGAUUUGCGAUGAUGAGCUCAUUCUUAUCAAAGGACCGAAAGCAAGAACAGCAAGUUCUAUGAUAUUACGAGGACCAAAUGAUUAUUAUUGUGAUGAAAUGGAACGAUCUGUGCAUGAUGCAUUAUGCGCUGUAAAACGAGUUUUAGAAAGUAAAAGCGUGGUUGCUGGAGGUGGCUGUGUUGAAGCAGCACUUUCAAUUUAUUUAGAAAAUUUUGCUACAUCUCUCAGUUCUCGAGAACAAUUAGCUAUUGCUGAAUUUGCUAGAUCAUUAUUGGUUAUACCGAAGACGUUAGCAGUUAAUGCGGCCCAGGAUGCUACAGAUCUUGUAGCAAAAUUACGUGCUUAUCACAAUUCCAGUCAAACAAAAGCAGAUCUUGCAGAUCUAAAAUGGGUUGGUUUGGAUUUACUUGAGGGUACUAUUAAAGAUAAUAAAAAAGCCGGAGUAUUAGAACCAGCAAUUUCAAAAAUAAAAUCUUUAAAAUUUGCUACGGAAGCAGCGAUAACUAUUCUUAGAAUUGAUGACAUGAUCAAAUUAGAUCCAGAACGUUCAAGGGAUAAAUCAUAUCGUGAUGCAAUGGAAUCUGGCGAAUUGGAAGAAUAAAAUUGAAAUGCAUUUAUUCAUCUUUUUUCACAUGAUUUAUGUCAAAAAGAUUAGCUUUAUUCUUUAUUAUGAAUACUAUUUCAUAAUUUAGCGAUAAGAAAAUUGCAACUUAACAUUAAUAUUAAUACAUUCUCAUAAAUGAAUUUGCUGAAUAAAAUAAAAUUUUCACAUACAAAAA
This is a messenger RNA of Frieseomelitta varia, 2008 nucleotides long. It is a transcript of the gene CCT1, whose product is annotated as T-complex protein 1 subunit alpha. Gene Ontology annotation, cellular component: chaperonin-containing T-complex. Gene Ontology annotation, molecular function: ATP binding; ATP-dependent protein folding chaperone; ATP hydrolysis activity. The coding region runs from base 157 to 1830 and encodes 557 amino acids. The record is from RefSeq and is a predicted model, not a curated record. NCBI's taxonomy places the organism in Eukaryota, Metazoa, Arthropoda, Insecta, Hymenoptera, Apidae. Gene Ontology annotation, biological process: protein folding. The transcript has 10 exons.